Columba livia (rock pigeon) is the source of this 2337-nucleotide messenger RNA. RefSeq names its product cytochrome P450 2K6. Gene Ontology annotation, cellular component: cytoplasm; intracellular membrane-bounded organelle. The record is from RefSeq and is a predicted model, not a curated record. Bases 193 to 1689 code for a protein of 498 amino acids. Gene Ontology annotation, molecular function: heme binding; oxidoreductase activity, acting on paired donors, with incorporation or reduction of molecular oxygen, reduced flavin or flavoprotein as one donor, and incorporation of one atom of oxygen; iron ion binding. The transcript is spliced from 9 exons. Gene Ontology annotation, biological process: xenobiotic metabolic process. NCBI's taxonomy places the organism in Eukaryota, Metazoa, Chordata, Aves, Columbiformes, Columbidae.
CAUGAAAGUGUCCAGUAGGGACUCUCCUAGCAUAAAACCCCAGAUGGGAACUUCUACCAUUUCUUAGAGGUGAAGCUUAUAUCUCUGUAUGUGUAGAUGUGCCAUUAAUACUUGAAACUCUCAACUUCUAACAGGAGAUUGCACACUUUGCCUGAAUUCUGAUCUUCUCAGCUAAACUUCUGCUCAAAAACGAUGAAUUGGAUCAGCCUUGUUCCUGUAGGGUUACUGUUUAUACUCAUUCUCCUGUUGAUUCUGAAAAGACAAAAUGUCUGGAAGAGCCACAUGGAAGAAAAGUUCCCCCCAGGACCCAGGCCUUUACCCAUCAUUGGAAAUCUGCACAUCAUGGAUCUGAAGAGACCUCACCUGACAAUGCUAGAGUUAUCCAAAACUUAUGGUCCAGUCUUCAGCAUUUGGAUGGGAUCAAGGAAAGUGGUGGUGCUAUCAGGAUAUGACACAGUGAAGGAAGCUCUGGUGAAGCAGGCGGAUGCUUUUGCAGGGAGACCUGAAAUACCAAUCUCUGAAAUAACAGGAGGAGGAAAAAGAAGAGGAGUUGUAUUUUCUGAUGGAGAAAAUUGGAAGGUCAUGCGAAGAUUUACUCUUACAACCUUACGAGACUUUGGAAUGGGCAAGAAGGCCAUAGAGGACCGUGUUGUAGAAGAGUGUGGAUGCCUGGCAGAUGCAAUUGAGUCACAAAAAGGGAAGCCCCUUGAGAUGACGCUGAUGAUGAAUGCUGCUGUUGCUAAUGUCAUCGUAUCCAUACUGCUUGGGAAACGAUAUGACUACAAAGACCCCACAUUCAAAAGGCUCCUGUCAUUGACAAAUGAGAAUAUCAGGAUUUUUGGAUCUCCAUCAGUUUCGAUAUACAACAUAUUCCCAGUCCUUGGAUUCCUCCUGAAGAACCACAAAAUUUUUAUUCAGAACUCAAAAGAAAUGAAAGAUUUUAUUGAGGUUGUUUUCAUAGAACGCCUCAAAACCCUGGACAGAAAUGACCAGAGGACAUUCAUAGACUCCUUCCUUGUGAGACAACAAGAGGAGGAUGGAAAGGCCAAUGGAUAUUUCCAUAAUGAAAACUUAACUGCAGUUGUGAGAAAUCUGUUUUCAGCUGGUAUGGAGACCACGUCUACCACUCUGCGCUGGGGCCUUCUGCUCAUGAUGAAAUAUCCUGAAAUUCAGAAAAAAGUCCAAGAAGAGAUAGAGCAAGUGAUAGGAUCAAACCCACCACGAAUCGAGCAUCGAUCUCAAAUGCCAUAUACAGAUGCUGUCGUCCAUGAAGUUCAAAGGUUUGCUAAUAUCUUGCCAUUGAACUUGCCUCAUGAGACUACUGAAGAUGUCACCCUCAAAGGCUAUUUCAUUCCCAAGGGAACCUACAUCAUCCCCUUACUGGCUUCUGUUCUGCGAGACAAAUCACAGUGGGAGAAACCAGACAUCUUCUACCCUGAGCAUUUCCUCAACUCGGAGGGGAAGUUUGUAAAGAAAGAUGCUUUCAUGCCUUUUUCAGCAGGGCGUAGGAUCUGUGCUGGAGAGACUCUUGCCAAAAUGGAGCUCUUCCUCUUCUUCACCAGCCUCCUGCAGAGGUUCACCUUCCACCCUCCCCCUGGAGUUUCUACCUCAGACCUGGACAUCUCUCCCUCCUUUGGGCUUACCGUCCCCCCAAAGACGCACAAAGUCUGUGCAGUGCCACGUUCCUAAGCUUUACUUAGCCAUCUGCUUUUCCUGAAACAGCCACAUGAAAUAUCAUUGUAACUAGUCCCACAUGGGAAGGUUGGUACUUCUGAAUCCAGUGAGGGAUUUUUAAUCCAAGCACACCAUCAUAAUGGAAGGUAGCAGUCAUGACUUUCAGUGACUUUUUGAAAGGGAGGGUGGUGGUCACUGUGAAGAUGAAUCCCAGGAGAGAGAUAGCAAAAUCCAUUUAAUUCAGGCCUUCCCUACACCUCUGCAUAUUCCCCUCAAUGAAAGAGGUCAGUGUCAGUCUCUGGGCCAGACCUCAAAGGGUUAUACACUGACCUACACACAUACAUACACAAGGACUUCGACCUUCCACACCUCCAGCACAGCCCCAUCCAAAGGGUCCAUUGCACAAUUUACCCCUGCACCAGUGCCCUGAAUGCACACACAUACAAAUACAACGGAACAGCUCAACCUGAGACAAAGUUACAUAAAAUGUUCAUCUGAUGGAGAACUGCAGUACAGAUGCACAGAGGGUUCUCAGGUGAUGCCAUGUGGUGAUAUGCUGUAUGGAAAUGAAAAUAAAUUAGUUCACUACAGAAAAAAGUACUUUUAAUUACAAUGAUAAAAACAUAGAAAAAUAAAAAAUACUUCUCUUCAUUUCAAAUCAAA